Messenger RNA from Xiphophorus maculatus (southern platyfish), 2593 nucleotides. RefSeq names its product sodium channel and clathrin linker 1 (gene sclt1). The record is from RefSeq and is a predicted model, not a curated record. Lineage: Eukaryota; Metazoa; Chordata; Actinopteri; Cyprinodontiformes; Poeciliidae. Gene Ontology annotation, cellular component: centriole. Gene Ontology annotation, biological process: clustering of voltage-gated sodium channels; cilium assembly. The transcript is spliced from 21 exons. Bases 390 to 2468 code for a protein of 692 amino acids.
UCGCCAUUGGUUGUUAUUUGUUUACUUCAAAACGGACGGCGGAAACACAAAUUGGAGUAAAAACACGAUUUUUGUUGUGUUAUAUAAAACAAUACACACAUUGUGUUGGUAAAAUAUAGCAAAGUUACUUUCUCCACUUACGAUUUAGCUAUUCAAACGUUGAUUUAUCUCGCUAAGUUUAGCUGUGAUUGCCUCGCUGCUGUAGCUAGCUACAGAAGAUUUCCAGAAGUAGCAACUGAAAAGUAGUUCUCAGUCGACUUGCUGUGUAUUAUCGUUUGUUCGUCAAACGUGUAUUAACACGCAAGUUAAGAUUGAAAAAUCAUUUUGCGUCUAUGUAAUUUUAUCUAACAACACCACUUUAUUUACUUUUGCCUACAUCCUAGAACACAAUGGAUGCAGAAAUUGAAUUUUUGCGAGAUCAAGUCCACAGGUUAAAUUCUGCUCUUAGCCGCUAUCAGCUGGGGGUCACAUCGUCUCAGCUGGAUGAGGCACAGCAGGCAGAGUCUCCUCCACCCUGGCUGUCAGACAGAGGGAUAAUGGCUCCUCUUAUAGCAGAGUAUGACCGGCACAUGGACGAAAUGACUGAAAAGCUUCAGAAAUAUCAGGAGAUGAUGACAGAUGUCAGACUGAAGCUGGAAAAGGUUGUGGAGGAAAAUGAAAGGUUGCAUACGGAGCUGAGGGAGUCUAUUGAGAAGCAGCUACACUCCCUGCCUGUGGACUCAGAAGCAGAGGGCAGCGCAACAGUAGACACAGCCAUCCUUAAAAACCUGCAGGAGCAAGUUCAACUGUCUGAACAGGAGCGGAAACAGGCCAUGGAGCUGUGGCACACGACGGCCCAGGAGCUGGACCGCCUACAGCAGGUCUACCAGAGGGCCCUCUCUGACGGGCAGCUCCACAACGCUCAGAGACAGCAGCUCAAGGAUCAGCUUGUUCAGUUCCAGCAGCGCUCUGACAAACUCCAAGCGGCCAAUCAGAAGCUGGAAUCUACGAACCAGCAGCUCCUGAAGACGGUGACAGAGCAGAGCACAGAAAUGGAGGAGCUGCACUGCCAGCUCAGGCAGGCUAAAGCUGAACUCAGGACGGCCACAGCCAGAGUGGACGAGAUGACCAAAUUUUUAGAGAAUCUCCAGAAACAGAUGAAAAGAAAAGAGGAGGACAUGGCUGAGGCUCAGGCCAGAGAGGACACAGCAGACAGAAGACUCCAGCAGCUUCAGACAUCCCUGAGCCAACAGGAAACCCGGCUAAAGGCUGCAUCUCUGGAGACGGAGGCAGUUCGUCGAGAGCAAGCUGUGUGGGAGACAAAGGUGGGGGAACUGCAGGCGCGUUGCACCACCCUGGAAGAGGAAAAGUUCGAGGCUCUGUCCAAAGUCAGAGAGAAUGUUCAAGUAGCUGAAGAGGCUGUAUUGCAGAAGGAGCAGUCCCUUUUAAGAGAGAAACAGAAGACAGAGGAGCUUGAAAAGACAACGCAUGCCAUCAAGCUCUUGAUCCAGGAGGCUGCAGUCCGAACAAGGAAAGAGGUGGAAAACGUGCGCAAGCAGUGCAACAUCCAAAUCCAUCGUAUGGCAGAAGAACUGUCUGCACUGCAGCUGGAGUGUGCAGAUAAAGAGGCUCAGAUUGAAAGAUCCCAGCGUGAGAGGAAAGCUGUAGAAGAAGAACUGGAGAAGGUGUAUAAGGAAGGCAGGGUGGAGCCGGACUUCAAGAAGAUCGAGGCCCUUCAUCAGAGGUGUCUAAAUGCAGAGAGGCUGAAGGACGACGCUAACCUCACUCUCCAAAGCACUCAGAAGAAGCUGAAAAAGAUGGAGAUGGACUACAGCGAGGAAGUGUCGCGGUGUCAGGAGGAGGCGCGGCGGCUGCAGGACUUGCUGGCUGCGGCUCGGAGUGACUGCGUCGGUGUCAGCGACGAGCGGCUUCAGCUGCAGCAGGAGAACACGCGGCUGCGCAAGGAGAUGGAUGACUUGCGCAAAGCCAGCAUGCAGAUCCAAAGAAACGCCAAGCAGAAAGUCUCCGAGAUGGAGCAAGCAUGCAGCCUCAAAGAGCAGGGACUUGAUGCGCGGGUGAAGGAACUGGAGGAAAGGAGCCGAAGCUCCAGCGCCGAUCUGACACGCCUCCUUGCAGCACAGCAGAAAAGCACUCAACGAUGGAAGGAAGAGGCCAAGAACCUAGCGCAGGCCUUUGAAAGUAAAAUCACAGCUCUCAAGGCAGAACUGAAACGGCAGAAACAACGCUCGCUUGAGUUGGAGAACCAGCUCCAAACAGACCAUAACACAAUAUCUGAGUAUGAGAAACAGCUUGCAGAAUAUCAAGAGAAGACAAGUCGUCUCCAGAGAAGACUGACACAAGCUGAACAGAAGGCAACUACAGCUUCGCAUCAGCUGAAUAUGUUCGCAUCACAGCGAAGGAAACCUGCCACAGUGGAUCCAGGGGACUCUAUGACAGUUGGCCAUAACUUUGGGAAAAUAUUAAAAUAGAAUAUGUUUUUAUAACUCUUUCUUAGGUUCACAUAGUUUGGGUUGUUGCUGCUUUUCCAGAGGCAUUUAAUAGCAUAUUUUCUAAGAAGGAAUUGUAUGUGUUUCAAUAAAUGAAUAAAAAAUUA